This is a messenger RNA of Lytechinus variegatus (green sea urchin), 1188 nucleotides long. Its product is annotated as phosphatidylinositol N-acetylglucosaminyltransferase subunit H-like. Lineage: Eukaryota; Metazoa; Echinodermata; Echinoidea; Temnopleuroida; Toxopneustidae. Bases 348 to 782 code for a protein of 144 amino acids. Gene Ontology annotation, cellular component: glycosylphosphatidylinositol-N-acetylglucosaminyltransferase (GPI-GnT) complex. The record is from RefSeq and is a predicted model, not a curated record. Gene Ontology annotation, biological process: GPI anchor biosynthetic process. The transcript has 5 exons.
UCUGUGUAAAUUAGACAGACGACUUGCAUAGCUAGCAUUGACAAUACAUUAUUAGUGGCUUCAAAUUUAUCUAGAUCAAAUUGUGUUUCAUCAGACGUCAAUCUGCGGUGAUGACUGCCUUGUAACACACUGAUGGAUACAGAUUUGAAGAAUGACUUCUACUAUGCCCAUGAUAUUGACAAUGUGAAGGAGGAUACGCAAUUGUUAAGCCAGCGCAAGUUGGGCCUGGGGCAAGGAGCUGGAGGUGUGAAGGUGUGAAAUGGAAAGAUGACCAGCUUAUCUGUGAAAUAUCUGUGACUGCAAAACAAUCAAAAUCAAGUUGUCAUAUAUUGCAUAUUUUCUUCUUUAUGUCAGCAGUAGGACUCACAGUUUUGUUCUGGAAUGCAGUUCUUGCUAUCAUGAUUAGUGUUCUGCUUGUUCUGUACAUUCAUUCUUCAGUUUCAAAAGAAACACUGCUGCUGAUAUCUUCCCUUGGGGUGCAAAUAUCUUCGGAGUAUGUCACCGGACGUAGAGUCACCAAGUUUAUUCCUUUCAGAGCAGUUCAAGACAUUGUUAUCCAUGAAGCUGUAACAAUGAACAAGGUAGUUUACUAUUUGGCUGUUCUUUUGAAACAUCAAAAUGGUACAGAGUGGACAAAUUCAUUGGUGCCAGUAUUUAUGCACUCCAUGCCAAGACUUGAUAAACUUCAAGAAAUCCAUGCCUCCGUUCAUAGAAUGUGGGACUUUGAAAAGCACCAUUUGGAAUCAUCUAAAGCAGGUGGAGAUAACUGUGCUGUGAGAUGACAGCAAAUUUGAAUAAACAAACAAGCUGUAGUAAAUUAUUAGACUAGAUAUUUUGUAAGUUAUACAAGACUACACAAGACUGGUGACAUGUAAUUUUGCCAAAUACGAUAUCCCAGAAUUUCCGUGUUUUUUUAUAUGAGUCUGAAUUACUAAAAACCCUUAUACAAAUUUUAACAAAUAGUACACUUUAAGUGAGUUUUAGAGAUCGUAUAAUAACUGUAGCUGUUGGGAAUGAAAAUUAUUGAAAUCUGAUUUGACAUCUAAGAACAAGUCACCUGUUGUGCAUAUAAUCAUUUUAAUUUACUAAAAGAUUUAUGAAACACCUUCAGAUUGUCUACUUUUCCAUUGAAAGUGUGUUUAUAAAAUUUCAAAGAAAUAUUUUGGACUAAAAUCUUUAUUUUAUGAC